Messenger RNA from Protopterus annectens (West African lungfish), 3990 nucleotides. RefSeq names its product programmed cell death 1 ligand 1-like. Gene Ontology annotation, cellular component: external side of plasma membrane. The record is from RefSeq and is a predicted model, not a curated record. The transcript is spliced from 10 exons. Bases 836 to 1963 code for a protein of 375 amino acids. NCBI's taxonomy places the organism in Eukaryota, Metazoa, Chordata, Ceratodontiformes, Protopteridae. Gene Ontology annotation, biological process: positive regulation of T cell proliferation; negative regulation of T cell proliferation; cellular response to lipopolysaccharide.
ACAGCGUGACCUGCACGGGGUUGUUAGUAAUUAUUUGUCUGCAAUAGCUCUCAGCCAUUCAGGGACAAAUCUCAACAAAAUCCAGGCUAAAUCCGAAAGUAAUCAGGGACAUUUUUAAAAUAUUCGUAGCAAUAACCCGAGGCGUUGACAAAAUAAGUCAAAUGUGAAUUGAUACAGGUCUAAAGUAAAAGAAGCCUAUAUCUCUAAUUGUUGUCAUAUUACAUUUAAGUGUAAUUGCCCAGAUUUUCUCCUAAGGGUUACCGAUUUAGUUUUCUGCAGCAAAAAUCACGAUCAAAGCGGCUAACACCUGAAAUUAAGGAGACACUGGAGUUACAAUGUGAACUGCAGACCCUGGUAAAAGUUCACUGGCAGACUUGGAUACUGCCUUUUCACGGUAUGCAUUCUGGCAACAGAAACGAGUUACCUGCAUGGUUACACAUGCAGUACACCCUUUCUGAAUUUUUUUUACCUGAGACUUAAUAAGGUAGUUUCCCCGGAGUGUCUGUACAUCUUGUGACUUCCGUGGCUUGUCAUCAAGUUGCAUGACUUGCGGGGUCAGGGUGUACCCACGAAUGUGCUGUACAGUACUGUUUAGCUGGCGUCUCUUCCCAUCAAGAAACGAGAGGAGUUUCCCCUGCAACCACCCCUCUAGUAUUUCAACUCUAUAUCUAAACAUUUUUUUUUGUUGUUAUUUAUGAUUCACACUGAAACACAAGGAAACAGAAACUGAAACUGAAAUGCUUGAAUAAGAAGCACUUCGCAGUGACUGUUCAUAACAGUAACAGUCAGUCACUGGUCUACGACUACACCGCACCUCAAAGGACAGAACAGCAAGAUGAAUGGACUUCGAUUUUCCCUCACUUUUGCCUUGUACUGGUGCUCAGUAACAGCUUUAUUCACUGUGGAAAUGACCAGGUCAUCUUAUGUUGCAGAGCAUAACACUGUGGCUACGUUGGAAUGUAAAUUUCCUAUUGAUAAAAAAUAUGGGAUCCAGGACUUAAAAAUAUUUUGGCACAAGAUUGUAAACAGUAGCCUGGAGUUAGAAGUUUUCAAGUUUUUUAAUGGAUCAGAAGAUUUCCUGAUGCAGGAUGUGAUUUACAAAGGAAGAGCCCGCUUACGGCAGGCUUUAUUGGGCAAUGGGCGGGCAGUACUUGAGAUCAACCCAGUUAAGGUCACUGAUACAGGUGUUUAUCGCUGCCUGAUAGAGCUGCAUGGAGCAGAUUACAAACAGGGCACACUGGAAGUAAAAGCCUCUUACAGAAAUAUAGAGAAACAUGUCACAAUGAUUGGAUCCGUAAAUGGGAAGCAACAACUGGAGCUCUUCUGUCAUUCCAAUGGAUUUCCAAAAGCUGAGGUACUGUGGAACAGUGGGACUCAAAACCUAAGUGCUCAAGCAAAGACGUCCUUUAAAAGAGACCCAGAAGAUCUGUACCUCAUGACUAGUUUUAUAAGGGUGAUCCCAAGCUAUAAUGACACAUAUUCUUGUAUAUUUAUGAGUAACAACCUCCGUGAAAGCAUAAGCAAUUUCACAUAUCUAGACUGGCAGAUUCCUGAUUCAGUGGAUGGUUACAGACUGAUUUAUGUAGGAGCAGCAAUUGCUAUCAUUAUUGUAGUAAUGAUAGUAGUAACCAUAAUUUUAAUAUGGAGAAAGAGAAAAGAUUGGUCCCUGCUGCACACUGGAAUAUUUCAGGGAAAAAAGAAACUUCCUUGUGAAUAUCGUUGCAAAUCAAAUUGCACUGAAUGCUGGACAACUUUGCGACACUUGUUUCGAAGUACCACCCAUAUAGCCAGUCAUACUGUAUUAAAUAAAGAAAAAUCAGAUACCGCAUGCCAUCAUCAUAAUCAAGGAAAACAACUGGAAGCAUCACAGUUAAAUAAACUGUUGGAGGAAGACAGUCAGACACGAGUCCCAGUACAAAGCAGCCGGACAACGGUUUCUGUACAUUGUGAAAAAGAGCCAUGACAUGAAGGAAUGUUAUAUUCUGCUUAUCGUAGACUCUAACAACAUAAAAAGGUAGUGAUAAACUGAAACAGUGGCUAUUGUGUUCCAUACCGUUUUAUAGCAGAACUGCAGUUUUUCCAGUGCAGGAAACCUGUCAUAAUAUAUUAUUUUCAAAACAACCCUUCAGUCCGCUUGCAUUUAUUCUAAAACCUUGUGACAAUAUACUGUGGACUGCUAAGUAGCAGAACUGGAGAACAAUGUAUGGAAAUUCUUGGAUUCAUAUGUUAUGGUCCGCAUACCAGGCCAGAGCUCAUUCAGUUCUAAUGGCACUGCAGACAAAGUACUACUAGAUGGGAGUGAAAGUACUUGUUAUAUUUUCCAAUAUGAAGAACUUUGGGUUAUUAACCAAACUUUGUGCUUGAACAUGUAUAGAAUUUCAUCAGACUUCUAGCACAUCAUCAUUGCAAGCAUUGUAUAUAUCUAAACAAAGCAUCCUGCAGACGUAUGGAUGAGGACUAAAUGCUUUUAGUUGGUAGUCAGCGCAAUCUCUGCCACCGUAAGGGCACUGUCCUUGUUUGUACUGUGUGAAAUGCAUGGCCAAAGCAUUUACAGUAAGCAGUCACAGAGGGUUAAGUGCUGCACAGUUUCUGCGCUACAAGGAACAUUUCAUUUAACAAGGACUUUUUUUUUUAUUAGGUAUCACAAUUUUGUGAUUUUUUUUUUUAAAACCGUUCUUCAUUUUUAUUUCUUUUAAAGUUGCACUGCACUUUGAAGACAAUGGACUCCACUGUACUGCACUAAAGUUGCAAGGACGUAUUUUUUUGCAGUUGCAAAGGUGAAAUGGUGCACUUGAAUACUUGUCCUGGUUACGAGAAGCUAAGAAACAUUUUUUUUUUGCCUUCAUCUUACGGAGCACGACUAUCACUUUAGAAUUUGUGCAAUACUGAAGAAAUGCCCAGAACAAUUUAUUUCCUCUGUGAAGCUCUAUAUAGAUUUGAAUUCUUUUCAACUAGUUAAACAUCAUUGCUUCAGUUACUAAUGUUAUAAAAUUUCAUUUAUGAUUAACAGUGAAUAUCUUGUAAUGUGUCAGCCAAAAUUUGCAUCCAGUGUUGUAUAAUACAUUUUGAAAUCUAUUUAUUUAUAGAAAAGUAUUUAUUAAAAAAUAAAUCUUUUGAACACUAAGUUUUUUUAUUUUGAGCAUCUUGCUGGUUGUCAUACAGCACUUUUCCUGGACUAAUCCAGAUUUCUUAUCUUCUUGUUCAAUGUGGAAAGUAAGCAGCACCCUCAGUCACUUUGCCAUUAGGAACAAAUGGGCCUGCUAUCAAAGCAAACCCAUUGGCUUGCAGGAAUGUGCUGUUGCAAUGCUUCUUCAGCAAAUGUCCACAUAGUCAAGUUUCCUACAUGUUGAAAAGUUAAACUAGACUUCAUCUAGAUUACAAAAUUAUUUAGUGGUUAUUUUUUUUUUCACAAGUAAAUUUGUAAGGAAAAUGUACAGUAGCUUUAUUCCUGAACUCCUAUUUCAAACAUUUCUAGAAGCACUGGGUAUCACGGAUUUUUAUAGUUUCUUAAGUAUUCUGUGGAGGCAUAGUGGUGGAUUGGACAGCAUUGUCACCUCACAGCAAGGUACAGUUCUCUGCUAGGGUGGAGUCUGCAUGUCCUCUCUCUGUUUGAGUGGGGUUUUGCUGGAUGCUGUGCUUUCCUCCACCAUUCAAAACACAUGCAGUAGGUCAAUUAAUGAUACCUAAAUUGCCUGCAGGUGUGAAUGUGUGCAUGUGUGAUAAGGAAGAAAGUCAUGAUAAUCUACUUCUGUUUUUUCACUCUUUGCCUAGCUGGUGUCAGUACACUGAGUUCUUGUAUGAGUCAGCUUCAUCUCGUAAGCGUGGAUGGCGUACCUCUCAACUGUAUAGAUUUUCACAGACUGUCCAGAUGUUUUCCUCAUAUUUUUGGUCUGUUUUGCAUAGAAUAAAAUGGUUUUCCAGUAAAUCACUGGCAAAUCAUUGAAGAUUUAAGUCAGAAAAUAAUGACAGAUGUUUGAGUUUCAGACUUUA